AUGGAUGAUACAAUAUCAGCUAGUGAAGAUCAUAGUCAUGACCAACAUGAAUAUCCUAUUGAUUAUGCAGACCAUGAUGAAGAUUUCGGUCUAGCUGAUCAUGAUUCUCUAGAUAAUAUCGAUUUUGAAAUAGACGAAAACGAAAACGAGUUCAUUGAUGAUGAGGAAUAUGAUACUAUAGCCGAUGAUAAUAUUGAUUUACAGAAAGAAGCAGGUUUUGAUGUUAGGCUUGGAACAAUUAGAACAACUAAAUCUGACAUUAUCACACAACGACAUUUGCUAUGCAAUUGGGAAGAUAAACCAAGAACCGCUCAAUUGGAUACUUUAGACCCUCAACAUUCUAUAAACAAAGCUGUAACUGAAGUUCUUCCAAUAUCAUCACAUAGGUUUUGUUUGUGGAAUAUUACAAAACAAUUGAGAAACAAGAUAACAUCCGAAGUAGCUACAAACUCAGAUUUUCGGAAGCGUUUUCACUCUAUAAUUUGGAAUUCUAAGCUGGAACCACAUGAUUUUGAUAAUGUAUGGCAAUCUUAUUUAGAUGACUUUAACAUUUCAAAUAACAAGUGGAUGAAAGAGAUGUAUGGAUUGCAGAGACGUUGGGUACCUGUAUUUUUCAAGGACAUACCAAUGCCUGGUCUUAUGAGAACUACAUUUUUGUCUACAGGCCAAAAUUGGUCAUUUCAGAACAACACUCUUAGCGGUUGUUUUCUUUUACUGUUUAUGAUGACAUUUGAGGGUGUAAUGGAAUGUCAAAGACGUAAUCAAGUUGUCAAUGACUCUAACACUGCUAUAACAGUUCCUAGAUUCAUCACAUCUAGUCCAAAUAAAGCACAUGCUUCAAAGGUCUACACUCGUAAAAUAUUUUAUCAAGUUCAGAAAGAGAUUUCAAAUUCUGAAAAUACUUGUUUCCAAAUGAGUGUUACUUCUUGCAAUGGUGUUGACACUAUUAUUGUUUUGAAGAAGCAAGAGAACAUAAGUACAAUGCAACCAACAAGUCCUGUUGUUGAUGACAAACUUGAGGAAUACCAUUACGAUUGUCUUACAAAGGAUACCCAAUACACUGUUUGUUAUGAUUUCAUUAUAUAA
Messenger RNA from Lactuca saligna, 1086 nucleotides. NCBI's taxonomy places the organism in Eukaryota, Viridiplantae, Streptophyta, Magnoliopsida, Asterales, Asteraceae. The record is from the annotation of a GenBank genome assembly.